Molecule: messenger RNA, 3130 nt
Organism: Hemicordylus capensis (graceful crag lizard)
Lineage: Eukaryota; Metazoa; Chordata; Lepidosauria; Squamata; Cordylidae
Gene: MYOT
Product: myotilin
Exons: 17
Coding region: 247-2691 (814 amino acids)
Biological process (GO): dendrite self-avoidance; homophilic cell-cell adhesion; axon guidance
Cellular component (GO): axon; plasma membrane
Molecular function (GO): cell-cell adhesion mediator activity
Source: RefSeq, a predicted model, not a curated record
UCUACCAACAGCUUACCCUCAGCUCAUGGAAGGCCACCCUUUGAAAACUUUUGUGGCGCGAUUUGCACACAUUUUUCAAGGAGAUUGAUGAGUCUCGCACGGACACUCAGAUUUGCACUUUUCCGAAAGGAAGAGUAUAUGACCAGAAUUGUUUUUUCACUGCUUAUAAAAACACAAACAGGUUUAUAGAGAAAUCCUGAGCAGGCUCUCCCUUGUAAGUGCUGGCACACUGGCUGGGCCAGAGGAAUGUCACAGACCAAGCGGAAAACCACCAGUCUUUCCCUGACUAUUGGUCCAGCCAGUCAAAAAUCUAGCAGCAAUAAUCAAGCAUGCCACAGUUAUUCCACUUUAAUUCACCCACUAUCCGUUGACCCUCAAAGAAUGCAGAGAUCAAAAAGCCAGACUGGAUCGUCCUAUGAAGCAGCUCCUCUCUUUAUAAAGGGUCUACAGAACAUCAGAGCCACAAAAGGCCAACUGGUAGUCUUUGAAUGUCGAAUUCGAGCAUCACCCACUCUUAAAGUUCGCUGGUACAGAGAGAACCAUCAAAUAAUGGAUUCUGCAGACUUCCGAAUAUUAAGAAAAAAGGCUUGCUUAUCCAUGGUCCCUGAGGAAGUUUGCACCUUGGUGAUUACAGAAGCUUUCCCUGAGGAUUCUGGCAUAUUUAAAUGUAUUGCUGAAAAUGAAUUUGGAGCAGUGGCAUCCAGUGCACACCUUACUGUUUCUCAAGGAACUGAAGAGACUGAAAGUUAUACAGCAGCUACCUCAUACUCAGAUAUGCCAGCCACAAUGAACAUCACCUCCACAUCUCUUCCUAUUACCACAUAUGGUGCAGACAGCAAACCCUCCAACGUAAUGGCACAACAACAGCCCUCUGGCCAAGCCAGUCAAAUGGAGCACCCAAGUUCCUGGUGGCAGGAUUAUGGGGAUGAGAGCAAGGACUUUGGUGGUGUUUAUGAAAACCCUCCAGAGAUUUCAAACCAUUGGGAUUAUCAUCAUCAAGACAGCCACUCUUUGCUGAGGCAGGGUUUCACUCAGCAACCUAGCCAAGAGGGGCCACAAAAUUUAUCGUCUAAUUUUUUCCAGCUGACAUCAAAAAGCCCAUUUUCACCUUCUAAAACACAGGACAAUUGUGAAAUCUUCCCCAUGAGUGUCAGUAACCUCCCAUCCAUUACCUCUAUGUAUCAACCAAGCAUGUUUAACUAUGAGCGUCCAAAACAUUUUAUCCAGUCUCAAAAUACAUAUCAAGUGAAACCACAGCCUCCAGGACCAGAAACUACACUUCCAAGCAGGCAAACCAAGCAGUCUUCCAUUCUAAUCCAGCCUUGUAACCCUAAUGAGAAGAAAUUUUCUUCCUCUUCAUCGCUGAGCUCGCCAAUCUCGCUCUCCUCACCUUCAUAUAGCGCUUCAUUUCCCGUAACACCCGCAUCUGCUCAAUCUCCUGCUAGCUCAUCAUCUGGGCAAAGGAUGUCAUCCAUGCAUAACCAGUCCCCUGCAGCAUUCCUUUGCUCCGUGUUGCCCUCCCAUUUUGAUUAUAAUAGCCAAGGUCCUUCCUCAGUGGAGUCAAACAGUUACUCCAAGCCUAUGUACAAAAAACAAACCAGCAGUACAAAGCAAGUGCAGAAGACUUCUGACCGGGAGAUACAAGGAACAAAAGACGCACUCAUUCAAGACUUGGAAAGGAAACUACGAUGUAAAGAUAACAUUCUUCAUAACGGCAACCAACGUUUAAGCUACGAGGAGAGAAUGGCUCGUAGAUUACUUGGACCAGAAAAUGCUGCAUCUGUAUUUGAACCACAGAGUGAAGAAAGUGCACAGGACAUGCAACAGCAGAACCUGGAAAGUACACGACUGCAAGUUCCUACAGGACAAGUCAGGAGCAGACCAUCUUCAAGAGGGGAGAGGAGUGAGCAUGGCUCAAUCCAGGAGAAGUUUUUUCAGCCACGAUUCUUGCAAGUGCCUGAGGACAUAACAGUUGAAGAAGGACGAUUCUGCAGGAUUGACUUCAAAGUCAGUGGGCUACCAACUCCAGAUGUGGCAUGGUAUUUAAAUGGAAGACUGGUUCACCCAGAUGAUUUCCACAAAAUGAUUGUAUCUGAAAAAGGAUUCCACUCAUUCAUUUUUGAAGUAGUCCGGAUCUAUGAUGCAGGAACAUGGGAGUGUGUGGCUUUUAAUCGUGCUGGAGAAGCUUCCUUUACAGUAAAACUGGAUGUCAUUGCUCGAGAACACCGGAAACCCCCAACGUUCAUCUUUAAAGCACAAAGCACAAAAGUUUAUGAAGGAGAUUCAGCCAGACUUGAAUGCCAAGUGUCUGCUAUUCCCCCACCACAGAUUUACUGGAAAAGAAAUAAUGAAAUGGUACAAUUUAAUACAGACCGAAUAAGUAUGUUUCAUGAUACCUCUGGGAAAGUUUGCUUGCUGAUUCACAAUGCAAAUAAGAAAGAUGCUGGUUGGUACACAGUAUCUGCAGUCAAUGAGGCAGGAGUGGCAACAUGCCAUGCUAGACUGGAUGUGGCCACUCACACAUAUAAACCAGUUCCAAACCGGAAGCCACUGAAGGUUCGACCAACAUUUAGCAAAUACUUGGCACUCAAUGGUAGAGGUCUGGAUGUGAAACAAGCUUUCUUGCCCGAUGAAGGAGAGUUUCAGCGUAUGGCAGCACAGUCUGGACUCUAUGAGAGUGAUGAACUUUAACUGACAAGGAAGGAAACGUCUAGUGUUCCUGCAACAGACAUUUAUGAACAGCGCACAGAUGCAUCUGAGUGGUGGUUGCACUGAUAGCAAACCUCCCUAAUAUAUUUUUAUUUAUAAUUUGACUCUUGCUCACUCUUCCUGCUGUUGUGAUUUUACUAAGAUAAGUUUUUACAAAUGUGUGUGACUGUAGCAGAGGGAAAUAUCAAAUAUUUGUAUGUUUUAGUUGUAAAGUCCAAGACACAAGGCCAGUGGAUGACUAAGGAAGUACAGAUGGCCUGAAUGCACCUAGAAAUCAGUCACAGAAUUUUUCCUUGUACUGCUUUGUUAAUAUCCCUCUCCAGGAUACUAUAAUUUCUGCUGGAUAAAUACUAAACAUAAUUUGAGUGUUUAAUUGCAAGUUUUAUGUCCAAUGCAAAUAAAGUUUUAAGUAUAAGAUGUA